Dermacentor andersoni is the source of this 542-nucleotide messenger RNA. Lineage: Eukaryota; Metazoa; Arthropoda; Arachnida; Ixodida; Ixodidae. The record is from RefSeq and is a predicted model, not a curated record.
CGUAUGUACAGCAUGUUCCAGGCUCAGUUCGUGGACCUGCAACUACUGCUCAAGUACACCGUGGCUCUGGUCGAGGUGAUGGGGUUCCCGGAGGACAGGCCGAACCUCCUCACCUUCCAGCUCGCAUCAGGUGGCGUCAACCUGACCGCGGUCAGUCCGGACAGACGACCAGCCGUGGACGAAGAGGAGCUCCGGCAGCUGAUGGAGGCCGGACGUGCUGCCGUGCGGGCUUCCACCGAGCACUUCCUGAACAGCGAGUUUCGGGCUGCACUGCAGAGGGCCGUGGCGCGAAAGCCCAUGCCAAAGCCCUGAGCCAGGAUUCACCCCAGCGUCAGGCAACGCCCACACAAACGAAUGCACUUGCUGCUGGGCAAGCAGGCGCUGCUUCUGCAUGAAUUUUUUUUUUCACCAUUGCCUAUAGCAGCCGCACGCGAGCGUGCAGUAGACAUCAGUUUCAGUUUUCUUACAGAUUUCUGAUCUCGCUGUUUUAUUUUAUGCCACCUUGGUUGCUUUGUUGCUUUGGCACUGCGUUGCUAAGCACG